This is a messenger RNA of Leptinotarsa decemlineata (Colorado potato beetle), 5839 nucleotides long. RefSeq names its product atlastin GTPase (gene atl). NCBI's taxonomy places the organism in Eukaryota, Metazoa, Arthropoda, Insecta, Coleoptera, Chrysomelidae. Gene Ontology annotation, molecular function: GTPase activity; GTP binding. The record is from RefSeq and is a predicted model, not a curated record.
CUAUUCACGGAAUAUGGCAGGCUGGCUUUGGCUGAUUCUGGAACAACUCCUUUUCAAAGAUUGCAAUUCCUAGUGAGAGACUGGCGUUUUCCUUACGAGGCCCCUUACGGGGCGGUAGGUGGACAACAAAUCCUUCAAAAACGUCUGGAAGUGAAUGAACAUCAACACUCUGAAUUACAGUCUUUGAGAAAACAUAUCAGUUCUUGUUUCACGGAAAUAGCUUGUUUUCUAAUGCCGCACCCAGGCAUAAAAGUUGCUACUAGCCCUACUUUCGAUGGAAGACUUGGAGAUUCAUCAACAAUCCUGCAGAGAGGGGCAACAGCUGAAGCAAAUAAUUUGUCUGCCGUUGCUGAUGCUAAAGAAGUCUAUAUUUCGAUGAUGGAAGAAAUUUGCGGUGGUACUAAACCAUACCUGAAAACCGAAACAAUUGAAUCUGAACACCGUAGAGUUAGAGAUAAGGCUAUAACGCAAUUUAACAGCAAGAAAAAGAUGGGUGGAGAUGAAUUCAGUCAAACGUACAAAGAACAGUUAGAAAAGGAUAUAGAAGAAACAUUUAUACAAUUCAAAGCACACAAUGAAAGUAAAAAUAUAUUUAAAUCUGCCAGGACGCCCGCUGUAUUUUUCGCUUUAGCUGUAUUGUUUUACAUCACAUCAGGAAUAUUCGGUUUUAUUGGUAUCUACUCGUUGGCCAACAUUUGCAAUAUGGGUAUGGCAAUUGCCUUCAUUACACUUGGCACCUGGGCGUACGUAAGGUAUAGUGGAGAAAUGAGAGAAAUAGGGUCGUAUAUAGACGAAACAGCCAAUUUUAUAUGGGAAAAUUUCAUGAAGACAAUAGUUCAAGGCUACGUCGAAAACGGUAUGCAGCAAAUGGCUGCAGGAGUAGCUGAGAGAACGCUUCUGAACGCAACACAGUUGGCCAUGAAUGGUAAAAAGGAUGCAUGAUUAAUCCUAGUCCGCUAUAAAAUAUGCAUACAUUUUGAAUUCACAUUGCUACCGCUUUGUUACAUAUAACGUGAACCCUAGAAAAAAAUCUACGUACCUCUAUUGUAUAGAUUGGAUUGUUAUCUCUUGCCAACUUUCGGUUUCGAUGUUGUGUACAGGUAGAUGUGUGUAUAUAUAUAUGUAACAUCGAUUUUUUAAUAUUAUAUUGUGAUAUCUCGGCAAUGUUGGUAUUAUAUUGAAACACUUCUUAUUUAUUAUUUUAUAUUCUUAAUGAAUCUAUAUUUUUAUUAAGUUUUGCUAUACAUGACAGAUCAUUAAGGAAUUAUUAAAAAAUAUGUAAAAAAAAACUAAAAAUGCAUUUAAUUAAGAAUUAAUUAAGUAAACAUGGUGAUAGGUUUUUUGUGUUUUAUAGUAAUUUUGGGGUGCUAUACUUUUCGAUUCAGGCUGGGACUUUAUAGAGAGCUGAAAAUCUUUGUCUAAGUUAGAAGUUUUUCGGUAAUAAUUAUGAAUGAAAUGUUGAGGUUCUUAUUCAAUCUGCAAACUUUAUACAAGUCCUUGAGUAAUAUCAGCACUUUUCGUGAAAUAACGAAUCCAAUGUUAAGUUUUGUAUAAGGGAGAAUCCCUAAUAAAAUUUUAUCCUGAUAAAAAUUCAUACUUUUUUUGAUGAAUUUAUUUAAGUGGCCCCAAAGAUUGGAUAUUUAUCUAUUUUGAAAGUAAAAGCAUCAUUAUUGUUUAUAUUCUUGAAUGCAUAAAUGUAUCUCUUCAAUAUCAAUUAUGAAUGAAUAUUACAAUUGUAAGUAAAUAUUCAAAAUUUGUGAAAUAAUUGAUUGUUUCAUACUUUCAUUUCCGUAUGUCCUUAAAAUAGUUCAAUUUUGGUACUUAUUUUGUGUUUACAGUUUUGAUUUUACAGACGUAAUUAUGAGUUGCUAGAAGUCAUUAAUGGUAACACCAUUUGGAAAAGAAAGGUUUUUGGCUUUCUACUUCUCCAUAUUUAAACAAAAAAUUGAAAAAUUACAGUAGAACUUCAAUUAUCUGAAUCAAUUGGAACAGAUCCUAAUCCGCAUAAUCAAAUACCCAAUCCAAAAAUGGUUUUAGUGACGAAAAAAAUAAAUUAACUAACUCUAAUGCAGUAUUCAAAACAUCAUUUUAUUACUGUAAACAUUUGAAGUGGAACCACUGUUUAAUGGAAAUAGUACACUCACAUAUGAACAAAAUGAAAAUUACCAUUCAAAUACUUUUGCACCAAAUUCUACAUGCACGUUGAACCACAUUCUUGAAACAUCAUUGAUUCUGUAUUCGAGUUUGAAACCCAUACUCAUUCAGAGACCCUAAUAAUACCAAUGUAGUAGGUGCAUUUUUAUAAUUCUUAUGUAGAAAAAUUCUUCUUCAUUAAACACUCAAUUCAACUCAACUCCAUUAUUCUCAUCUGAUAAAUAAUAGUUAAUUUAAAUGUUUUAUUCAGAAGUUGCCUGUGGUGCUUUUUUCCAUUAUCAUAAAAUAAGUUUUUUCACAAAUUUUUUGUUCUCAAAUUAAAUUCAUUCAUUUAUCAAUGUUUGAACCAUUAAUACAAGUCAUUAUAUUGUGAAAUAGAUAAGUUAAUCUAGUUGACAUUAUUCAUCAUAUAUAUGAAACAAGGAUACUUUUCAAAAUCAUUGCAACAUGUUGGACAUAAAGUUGCAAAAAUUCUACCGAAAUAACUUUACUCAGGUUAACAUUUUUUUUGUUUGCUUUAUAGAAGCAUAGGAAGAACCAAAUAAUUCAGUCUGAUUGGUAUAUAAAUUAAAAAUUUCUUCGACAAUUCUUGUACUCUUUCUUAAUAUGGAGUUGAAAAAUUGUCAGCUACCACCAUUUUUCAAGAAUCACAGCUGAUAAUACUUGCACUUUAGUCUAAAUUAAGAAUCAUUUCAAAGUAGCAAGGUUCCUUUUGUUUUGCAAUUCUGUCAGUAGUUUGCUAUAAUUCUUCCUAAUACUAAUAUUAUUCCAAUGAUGAAUACUGCUUGUAUCAAGUGUUGAUUUUUGUGGGUCAACAAUAAAUUUUUCAAAAAAAAACUUGUGCCAAACAUGUUUAUACUUUUUAUAAAUAUUCAGGUCAAUGGGGUUAUAAAUUUUAGAACUUUUUUAAAAUUCUUCAAACAUAUAUUCCAGCCUGAUUCGGAAAAAUUAGAUUUGAUUAUAUGUAGCCAUUGUUUGUACUUCGUUGACAGCUUACAUAUUGUUCACUGUUAAUUUUUGCACAGUUGUUGAGUCAUGAUUUGUCGUCUAGAAAAUAUGGUAAAAAUGAAACAAUUCACAUUUUUUACUUCGAAACGUGCCAUCAGUAUAAUCUCAUGAAAACCUAAUUAAUUUGAUUGCAGAAAUAGCUAACCUUCAUUGGAUAUCUCUAUUGAUGAAAUAGAUGUACAUAGAAACUAUUGCCAUUUGCUAGUAACAAUCGCUUCAAACAAUGAAAAAUGUCAUGGCUAUAGGUAACUGUGUUGGAAGUUAUUUUUCUAUUUUAUUGAUCACAGUCUGCAGGUUUUUACGUUUGAUGUUUUAUCUACAAUUGCUGUACACAUCAAAGUGGUGACAGGAAGGACACAACGUUCUAUUUGCCCUCAAGGCACAUAUCACAUUGAUUGUAUUAUUUGUAUUCAUUGUUCUGAUUUGUGUAUUGUUGAGUGCGGGUAGCCAGACCUUAUUUAUGUUGAUUUCCUAUUUCUAUGGGUAAACAUUAUCUGUGUUUUUUUAAUUCUCAUCACCUUCCCAAAUAAUCUUAGAUAGCUUGAAUCCAGGACUAUGUAGGGACGCAAUAGAAAUUAUAAAACAGAUUACUGCAACUGAAAAAAACAGGAAAAUAACAUGAACUAACUCAACACAUGAAUCAGGCCAAGUGAACCAAUCAAUUGAAAUGCAGCCAUGCCAACCACAGUAGUAUGUGCUGCAAGGACAAAUAGAGCAUCUGUUGUCUCACCACAAUUGAUAAUGUUAAUAUUUACCACAGCUGCAGGUGAAAUGUGAAACACAGACACCUGCAGGCCACAGCCAAUAAACACGGAACAAAACUUCGACACAGAAGCUGUUUUUUUUUAAUAGUAACACUAUUGCCAUAUUCUCGACAAGACGUUCGAAUAAAUCAAACAUCGUCUGAAAGUUUGGCUACGUAGUGCAGAUGUAGGCAAUGUUGUUGGAAAGUAAAGAAAGUCAUUGACUGUCAAAAUGAGAUAUAACUGCAUCAUGAGUGCAUUGAACAGUGAGAAAUUUACAGAAUAGAAAUGAGGAAUGUUUCACAGUCACAUAUUUUGUGAGAUGUUCUCUUAGCAAAAGGGGGCUUUCACUAAUUUGACUGUCAGUAGUAGUUGUCUCUCAUAAUCAUUUCAAUUUUCAUUGCGAUUCUAUGCUGUUUCAGUCUAAACUUUAUGAAUGAUACGUAGUCUAACCAUACUUUAUUUACUAUCCAAUUCAGACUCUCUAUAUGUAAGUACUGACAUUGCAAUAUUUUUACACCCAAGUGCCUCAUUAACCUAUAGGAUAUAUUUUAAUCUUCGUUGUUUUUGUCUUGUCGUGUCCAGUUCUAGAUUGAUAAAAUUAUACUUAGUGUGCACGUGAAAUCUUCAAACUUGUUCUGAUUUAGGCGAAGAUAGGAAAGUGUAAUAGUUCAUAGCUUCGAAAUUCGUUAAUUGGACAAGUAAAUGUUGACAAAUCUACAUUACUGGCAACGUGAGUAUUUGUAGUAAUGUAAGGCUGUUAUUUUGCAUACAGCCGAAUACGUUACUAUACUUUUAUUUAAAAUGAAGAAUAAACCCUGAAAGUCAAAAUGCUCGAUAUCUUCAGAACUAUCGAUAGUAUGAUGAGUUCUGAUCUCUUUUUAAUCAUAAAAUCUUUUAUCACACUAUCGAUAUAUAAAAGAGAAAUUGAUUCAGCAGAGGGACCUGAAUUAAUAGUUUACAAAUUUGAUUUUCUAUGAAUAAAAGAUGCUAGUAUCUCAAUUCCUAAUAUAAAAGUGUUUAGCUAACAAAACUCAAACUUCAAUAUUUGAAGUGGAUAAUGUAUUAAGACUGGCAUCAUAGUAUUAGAAUGAACUUCUUACCUUUACAGACUUGAAAGAUAUAGCUUUCUCACGUGGACACCAGGUAUAGGAGAAGUAUGAAAUAUUUGAAAUGAUGCCACAUGGUUUCAGAAGGCUUUUUUGGUACCAAAUUAUUCUUUAGGCGAGAAUAUUCAACAAAGUAUUAUACAAAUGGGAAUAUAUUUUUUCCGAACUGUACAAUAAGAAUUUUCCAUGAUGCUGUUCAUGGGUGAUUGCAAGUGCGUUAAUUUUAUAGCAUUGCUUGAUUUAUUUGUAAAAUGACGAAUUCAUAGAAAUUAGUAUUUGUGAAUUGAUUACAAUUACUAAAAACUGAUUCAAUUUUCGAAUUUUUUUGCUUGCCAACCUCCAGACAUGCGGGUAAACCUGUCUGCAAAAACUGUCUAUGUCUAAAUUCUUGAAUUCGUUAAUAAAAUUAGAAAUAUGCUGUGAAUGAAAUCAAAAAAUAGUGGAAUAAAACUAAAUAUUUGGUUGAGCAAAAUAUUAAGAAAAUUGGUUAAUUUUUAGUGUAAUAACCCAAAAUUGAUUCAAAGUUGGUAACAUACCUACAAAGUAUUUGUCUUGAAAAAAAUUAAAAAAACAUAACUGGAAUGGCAUCAGAUCGACUCUUAUUUGUUUAGAAUACGAGAAUUAGGUAAUUCAAUAAUGUAGGUUUAUUUAAUAUUAGGAAGUAUUUUAACUUAUCUAAAGUAAAAUUCCAGAAAGUGAAAUUGCGGUCACUUGGUCUUCAAAAUUUUGUGUGAGGAACCAUUUUGUGGUGUUGAGCUCAACUUUUUUUUGUUAUGUACUUUGAAGUGUAUAAUGGUUUUGGUAAUAAACAACUAAUAUUUUUAA